GCAUCACGUGAGAAUAAAACAUGGCUGUUUCGAGAAAGAAAGCCGAGCUGCAGCAGCAGCGGCGCAGGGAGCUGAGCGAGAGGGCCAUGGAAUUUUACGCCCAGCGCAACGUCACCAGCACCGUGGAGAAGCUGCUCAACGAGAUGUUUGUUGCGUCUCCAAGAGACGUGUACGGAUACAUGUCAGACUACCUCGGUGAUCUGGCGGUGGCCCCUGUCAUUAGCAGAGGAGAGUGUACUGAGAGCGUGGACGAGAGAGGAAGUCCAGCUCUCAACGUCAGCAUACACUGCACCAUACACGGUAUAGACAAAUUUGUGACCUCUGUGAGUGUCCCUGUGAACCCCUCUCCUCCCCCUCCUCCCUCCCCUCCCCUCCCAUCCUCUCCCUCCAACAAACCUGGAGCCAAAAAGAAAACCGCGGAGCCAGUCAAGCCAGUAGAGGGGGAAGGCAGUGAAACAAACAAUAAAGAAAAAGAUGAUGUCAUUUUUGCCUUUGAGAGCUUCAAUACCUACAUUGCCCCUGUUCUGGUGUCUCGCCCACCUAACCAGCAGUCAGACAUUGACAGCACUAUCUCCAGUCUCAGGGACAAAGAGGGGAGGGAACUGCACCAGUCAGCUCUGUUAGCCACCUCUCUGACUGUGGCCAAGUCUGCAGCUAUACUCUCUGGUCUACCUCUCUACAACCACCUCACCCCAGCUCUCUCCUCCUCCUCCUCCUCCUCCUCCGUCUCCUCCGUCUCCCUGCCCACUCCCCUCACAUCUCUCCUGGCUGGCGGGGCUGGGAAACUGAGAGUGAGAGAGUUCUGCAUUCUCCCCCUCCCUGGCAGGACUUUAUCAGAGCAGAUUUUGGCCCUGUGCUCAGUGUACCGCUCAGUGGGGACGCUACUGUCUGCUAAAACUGGGGUGGGAGGAGUGGCCCCAGUGGGACCUCGUAGGGCCUACUGCCCUCCCCUGGAGAAGAUGGAGGCUGGACUGGAGCUGGUGAGAGAGGCAGGUACCGAGUGUGGCCUGAUCCUCGGUCAGGACUUAUCUGUCGUGGUCGACAUUGGAGCUGACAGGCUCUUUGACCAGGAGAAGCACAAGUAUGAACUGAUCACCGGGCAGUGGAAGUCAACUGACGACCUCAUAUCUAUGUACACGGAGCUCCUUACAUCUCAGCCCGGGCUCAUGGGCUAUAUUGAUCCCCUACACCACGAGGACGUGGAAGGCUGGAGGAAACUGCAAGAGGCACUGGGAAGUAAAUGCCUCGUGGUGGCUGACAAAGCUCUAGCCAGUGGUCUACUACCUGUUCCACCCAGUGACCACCAGGGCCCAUCACCGGAGGUGGAGAAACAGGAGUCAAUGUCAGGGGUCGGUGAGGGGACACCCGAGGUGACAGAAGGGCUGGAACUCCUCUCUUGUGCUUCGUUCACUCUUGAGACAACUCUCUCAGCCACUUUCUCAAGAUACCGUGCACUUUCAGGCAUUGCGAGCUACACGAUGCUGAAUGUCCCUCACACUCUCACUGCUAAUCCUCUACUGGUGGAUGUGGCUGUAGCAAUGCAGUGUUCAUUGCUAAGACUCGGUGCACCGUGUGGAGUGACCAGCACAUGUCUCCUCUCACGCAUGCUACAGAUCAAAGAAGAACUGUCUUCCAAGGGUACUUACGAACCGCCAAAAGCACUUGUGUUUUCUAGUACAUCUCUCAGCAAAGUGGACCAACACUAGCAAUCGUCCCACUUGGGGUUAUAAUGUGCAGCACUUACACAACUUUUAGCCCUCUUACUCUAUUUGCAAACAGUGGCACGGAUUCUAAUAAGUACUUGUGCCAUGUUUUCAUGCCCAGCAUUAGUUGUAUCUUGUUUGUUUACACGAAGACUGGAAACCUUCACUACACGUGUGCCGCGGACGAGUAUAGUUUACGGAGAGAAUACUGAUUGUACCGCCAAGCGCCAUGGCAACCCAGUUUACGCCCAUUCG
Molecule: messenger RNA, 1958 nt
Organism: Geodia barretti
Lineage: Eukaryota; Metazoa; Porifera; Demospongiae; Tetractinellida; Geodiidae
Source: the annotation of a GenBank genome assembly